UCACCUAUAUAUAACCGUGUGCGUUUCCAGCGAGUACGCCAUACAUCGUUAGCGACAACGUUCGAUCUGCAACAGCCCACAUAUAUUCUACCAUAAAUAACCAACAACCAAUUGCAAACAUGAAAACCUCAGUUGCUAUUAUCUUGGCUAUCAUCUCCAUGGCAGCUGCUUCACCUACUUUCUUUUCUCCUAAACACGAGCACCAUAUUAUCCACGUUCCGUACUACGUUCACAAGGUACCAGUUUACAUAAAAGAACCAGUAUACAUUCAGAAACCUGUGUACAUUUACAAGACAGUGGAACACCAUGAUUCCUAUCACCACGAUGACCAUUAUGGCCAUUAUGACCAUCACGACGACCAUUACAGCAGCCAUUAUUGAGAAGACUAUAAUACUAUAAGAGUUUUUUAAUAAAUAUAAAUAAUCAAGACCAAAGUAAUGUAGUAAUACAACUUUAUAAGUCAUAAAGCGUGAACUAUAAUUUCUUUUUUUACCAUGUAAAAUAGUUAACUGCUUAACAAGUAUUGUUAUGAUACAUAAAUAUUGUCAUUCAAUUUA
Sipha flava (yellow sugarcane aphid) is the source of this 557-nucleotide messenger RNA. RefSeq lists its product as uncharacterized. The record is from RefSeq and is a predicted model, not a curated record. The transcript has 3 exons. The coding region runs from base 120 to 380 and encodes 86 amino acids. Lineage: Eukaryota; Metazoa; Arthropoda; Insecta; Hemiptera; Aphididae.